Molecule: messenger RNA, 1653 nt
Organism: Rhodotorula graminis WP1
Lineage: Eukaryota; Fungi; Basidiomycota; Microbotryomycetes; Sporidiobolales; Sporidiobolaceae
Exons: 3
Coding region: 1-1653 (550 amino acids)
Source: RefSeq, a predicted model, not a curated record
AUGUCGCACGCGUCGACCAUCCCGCUGUCCAUCUCGGCGUCGCUCGCCGCCGGCUCGUCGUCGCAGCCUCCACUGCCCGCCCCGAUCCACCGCCUCGUCCUCCUGCGCCAGCAGGCAGACGCCGCCUUGAACACGCCUGCACUCCGGUCAGAGCUCGCCACCGGUCAUGCCGGCCCAAACUCGCUCCAGGCCCGCGACGCCCUCGUCGCCGUCGUCGACGCCGCAACCCCGCUCCUCUUCGGCGACCCGCACCACAACCACCAGCAGCGCAAGUUCUCGCCAGACGACGAGGCCCGGGCAGAGUACUGCCUCGCCUUUGCCCUCGCCCGCGUCGGCGAGUUUGACGGCACCCGCCCCUCGGCCCUCCCCGACCGCCUCGACGACGCCCUGUCCCACUUCAGCCGCGCCGCCGACCUGUUGCGCCUCCCGCCUCCACCGGCACUAGACUCGGUCCCGAGCGUGACCCGCCCGCAAGACCCGAACCGCCAGCACGCCGCCGUCGACCUGUCGCCCGUCCCGGCCUGGGCCGCAGAGAUGCUCGCCGAGUGGGCCAGGACCCAGACGACCCGCGCGUUCGCGAGCUGCGUCGACGACCAAGGCCACACGGUCGUGCGCGACGACGAGCUCGCAGACCAGCUCGACCUCGCCUGCAGGCGCAACGUCCAGGCCCUGUUCACGCCCAUCGACCCGCUCUCGCCGGAGGGAGAACACGCCUCGUCGUCAACCGCGAGCACCGUCCUCGGCUCGGCGCGCCUCCUGUCGGACCUCUCGUCGCUCCUCCCGUUCACGCCCGGCUCGCCCUCGACCUGGUCUCGCCGCCUCAACUGGGCCACGCACGUCGCCGACGUGCGCUUCGUCAGCGCGUCCAUGUCGGCCAACGCGCUCGUCGACGCCGCGAGCGCGCACGCCCAGGUCCUCCAGUCGCGCGACAUCGACCAGCGCCAGCGCCGCGACGUCAAGCGCGUCGUCGAGCGCACCCUGCGCCGUAUCGCGCCGUACGAGCGCACGCAGGGCAACGUCCUGCUCGGCCUCGGGCGCGUCCUCCUCGACGCCGUCGGCGCGCUCUACCUCGGGCGGCAGGUCGGCUUCCAGGAGGAGCGGCGCAUGCGCGAGACGAGCGAGGGCGCCGAGGAGGACGAGGACGGAGACGGGGACGACAAGGUGAUCGUGCCGGAGAACGACCUCGUGCGAGAAACGCGGCAGGUCCUCAUUCGCGCUGCCGCCCUCUUCGAGAAUGCCUACGCCUCGAUCCUGCGCUCCCCACCCUCGUCCUCGCGCCGCACGCUCGAGCUGCGCCUCCUGCGCCGUCUCGAGGCUACCUACUGCGACCUCGAGCUGCUCGACAACGACUCGACGCCCGAGGUCGUCGAGCUCAAGAGUCAGCGCAUCGAGCGCGCCGUCCUCAUCAACGACGCGCUCGUCGCGCUCGGCGACGGGCAGGCGCCGGCGCACGACGGUGCCGAGUCAGGUCGGCGAGCGCGGCGCGACGGUGCCGAGGACGAGGGGGCGCCGCCGGGCGAGGCCGACAUGGAGGGGAGCGACCAGGAGCGUGCCGAGGAGGAGCGCGGCGAGCUCGAGAGCAGCAGCGACGACGACGAGGACGACGAGGAUCGGCUCGCGAGGAGGUUCGCCCGGGCGGCGAGGCUCGGCUGA